AACCUUCAAAUUAUUUGUCAACAAGUUAAAAACCACUUGGAUGACUUGUUAAAUUUAUCAAAUCAAUAGGAUAAUUUGAAUUUAUUAUUAUAAGUUUUAAAGAAAUGUCUGACACCGAUUCAAAUGGUAGUUGUCAAUGUGGAUCAAAUCGUAGUUUAGAUAUAAAAACACCUAGAAAUGUACAUCUUUCAGCUAUAUAUAAAAGGAGCUUUGCUUUUUACACCGUUAAACAUAGAAUGCCUGUUAUUUUAACAAAUUUGAUAGAUUCUUUAGUGCGAAAUAAAAAGUAUAUCAUUGAAAAAUACGGAGAGGCCGCACUAGAGGAACUCAAGAUAAUUAUAGGAGAAAUAUCUGAACUUAAAUAUGAAAUCCAGACAAAUAAAUCUUUAAAACCAUUAACAACUGAUGCUAAAGAUGUAAAAAUUUAUAAUGAUUAUAUUUAUAAACAGACAGCAGCCGAAGGUCAUACAACUCAUUUUCAUACUAUAUGGUUGUUAACUGAAUGCUAUAUGUACAGAAGGAUAAAACAAAUGUUCGAAACCAAGACAAUAAUUAAGGAUUAUGAUUAUUUUCUUCAUCAAAAACAAGAAGCUUAUACAGUAGCUCUACCAAUAAUUAAAACAUUGGCUGAAUUUAUUGUUAAAAUAUUAACAAAUCAGAAUCCACCUGAAAAAAAUGAAUUCGUUCAGCUGCUCAAGGUUAACUUGUGGGGAAAUAAAUGCGAUUUAUCCUUGUCCUUAGGAAAAGCUAAUGAUUCUUCCCAAUUGUUCGAUACUGCCGCUUUAAAUAAGUAUAUAUUAUAUGAUGACUCUGAGACAAUUUGGGAAAAUAUUUCAAAUGAUGAUUGUUCAGAUAUCAUAGAUAUUGUAUUUGACAACUCUGGUUAUGAAGUCUUCACAGAUCUCUGUGUAGCCGAUUAUUUGAUAACCAAAGAUUUAGCUAAAUCAAUGCGUCUUUAUGUCAAGACGAUUCAGUGGUUCAUCUCGGACGUUAUGCAACAAGAUUUCUUUUGGAUAUUAGAUCAAUUAAAAAGUAGUAACAACGAAUAUCUUCGACUAUUGGGAGGGAGAUGGUCAGGUUAUAUAGAAAAUGGUACAUGGACACUUGUAAUAUCAGACUUUUGGACUUUGCCAUUUGAUUUUACUCAUAUGUCUACUGUAGAACCAGAGCUCUAUAAACAAUUGGCUCAGGCGAAAGCUGUUUUUUUUAAAGGUGACUUGAACUACAGAAAGUUGUUUGGUGAGAAAAACUGGGACCCAGCAACACCUGUUGAUGAAGCUUUGCAAGGAUUUCAUCCUACGAAACUGUGUAUCAUAAGGACUAUCAAAGCAGACAUUGUUUGCGGUCUACCAAAUGGAUUAGCAGAAGAAAUUGAAGCUGAAGAUGAAAAAUGGAUGGAAAAAGGAGAUUAUGGUCUCAUUCAGUUUUCUAAACAGAAACUUGCCAUUGAAUAAUAUAUUUCAAGUUGUACAUUUUAUUGUUGGUUUAUUAUAAUUUCAUUGUUUUUACCCAAUAAAUUUUCAACCUAA
Molecule: messenger RNA, 1529 nt
Organism: Diorhabda carinulata
Lineage: Eukaryota; Metazoa; Arthropoda; Insecta; Coleoptera; Chrysomelidae
Product: damage-control phosphatase ARMT1-like
Exons: 6
Coding region: 105-1454 (449 amino acids)
Biological process (GO): DNA damage response
Cellular component (GO): nucleus; cytoplasm
Molecular function (GO): phosphatase activity
Source: RefSeq, a predicted model, not a curated record